Messenger RNA from Callorhinus ursinus (northern fur seal), 1958 nucleotides. It is a transcript of the gene ME3, whose product is annotated as malic enzyme 3. Gene Ontology annotation, biological process: malate metabolic process; pyruvate metabolic process. NCBI's taxonomy places the organism in Eukaryota, Metazoa, Chordata, Mammalia, Carnivora, Otariidae. Gene Ontology annotation, cellular component: mitochondrion. Gene Ontology annotation, molecular function: NAD binding; malate dehydrogenase (decarboxylating) (NADP+) activity. The record is from RefSeq and is a predicted model, not a curated record.
AUGGCCUUCACACUGGAAGAAAGGCUGCAGCUUGGAAUCCACGGCCUGAUCCCCCCCUGCUUCCUGAGCCAGGACGUCCAGCUCCUGCGGAUCAUGAGAUACUACGAGCGGCAGCAGAGCGACCUGGACAAGUACAUCAUUCUCAUGACACUCCAGGACCGGAAUGAGAAGCUCUUCUACCGAGUGCUGACGUCAGACGUGGAGAAAUUCAUGCCCAUCGUGUACACUCCCACUGUGGGGCUGGCCUGUCAGCACUACGGCCUGACCUUCCGCAGGCCCCGUGGGCUGUUCAUCACCAUUCAUGACAAGGGCCACAUUGCAACCAUGCUAAACUCUUGGCCAGAAGACAAUAUUAAGGCCGUGGUAGUGACUGAUGGGGAGCGCAUCCUGGGCCUGGGAGAUCUGGGCUGCUACGGCAUGGGCAUCCCCGUGGGCAAGCUGGCCCUGUACACGGCGUGCGGAGGGGUCAGCCCACAGCAGUGCCUCCCCGUCCUGCUGGAUGUCGGCACCAACAAUGAGGAGCUGCUCAGAGACCCUCUGUACAUCGGGCUGAAACACCAACGCGUGCGUGGCAAGGAGUAUGACGACCUGCUGGACGAGUUCAUGCAGGCUGUGACGGACAAGUUUGGAAUAAAUUGCCUCAUCCAGUUUGAAGACUUUGCCAAUGCCAAUGCCUUCCGCCUGCUCAACAAAUACCGCAACAAAUACUGCAUGUUCAACGAUGACAUCCAAGGCACAGCCUCUGUCGCUGUGGCAGGGAUCCUGGCUGCUCUGCGAAUCACCAAGAACAAGCUCUCCAAUCACGUGUUUGUUUUCCAAGGUGCAGGUGAGGCAGCCAUGGGCAUCGCCCACCUCCUUGUCAUGGCCCUAGAGAAAGAAGGCAUACCCAAGGCAGAGGCCACAAAGAAGAUCUGGAUGGUGGACUCCAAGGGGCUCAUUGUCAAGGGAAGGAACCACCUGAACCAUGAGAAGGAGAUGUUUGCCCAGGACCACCCUGAAGUGAACAGCCUGGAGGAGGUGGUGAGGCUGGUGAAGCCCACGGCCAUCAUAGGUGUUGCUGCCAUCGCAGGAGCCUUCACGGAGCAGAUUCUGAGGGACAUGGCCUCCUUCCACGAGCGCCCUAUCAUCUUUGCCCUGAGCAACCCCACCAGCAAGGCCGAGUGCACGGCUGAGAAGUGCUACCGGGUCACUGAGGGCCGAGGGAUCUUUGCUAGUGGAAGUCCCUUUAAGAGUGUGACUCUGGAAGAUGGCAAGACCUUCAUUCCUGGGCAAGGAAACAAUGCCUACGUGUUCCCUGGAGUGGCUCUGGGAGUCAUUGCUGGCGGGGUCCGGCACAUCCCAGAUGAGAUCUUCCUCCUGACAGCAGAGCAAAUUGCCCAAGAGGUCUCUGAGCAGCAUUUGUCCCAGGGGAGACUGUACCCACCACUCAGCACCAUCCGAGAUGUGUCUCUGAGAAUCGCCAUCAAAGUCCUCGACUUCGCGUACAAACACAACCUGGCCUCCUACUACCCAGAGCCCAAGGACAAGGAAGCUUUUGUAAGAUCCCUGGUCUACACUCCAGACUAUGACUCCUUUACACUGGACAGCUAUACUUGGCCCAAGGAAGCCAUGAAUGUUCAAACAGUGUGAUGCAGUCUCAGAGGCUGCUGUGAGGCUGGAACAUGCCCAGAGUAACACUGACAAUAUAAAUGGGUUCUAAAAUGGCUAUCUUUGUCACUGUGUUUUUCCUUUGAACUUUCUGGUGUGAGGGGAGAUACCCAGGCACACAGUGAAUGAGAGCCUUGUCCCUGAGGCCCUGAGAAUUCACUUUUCUAUAACCCUGACUUCCUCCCCAAGAAUUUCUUCAUCUAAUUGCCAACAAUUAGCUAGAUCUUGUGGGAAAUCUAGAAUCCUUCCUAGAACUCUGCCUUUACAGAGCUCAGAGUCUAGUGAAGGAGAUAUGGACACAAUUCAUUGUU